Molecule: messenger RNA, 2029 nt
Organism: Nomia melanderi (Alkali bee)
Lineage: Eukaryota; Metazoa; Arthropoda; Insecta; Hymenoptera; Halictidae
Source: RefSeq, a predicted model, not a curated record
AACUGUUCUAAAUGUGUUUGCAAAUCAUUACUACAGGUAUUCGACCAAGGUUUGAAAGCUAUUUCGCUCAGUGUCGACCUUUGGCUCCAUUACAUCAACCACUGCAAAACCGUCUACGAAAAGGAUGAAGAAAAGCUUCGAGAACAAUACGAAAGAGCUAUUCAAGCGUGUGGUCUUGAGUUUAGAUCUGAUCGUCUUUGGGAAAGUUACAUAAAGUGGGAGUUGGAAGGUAAACGCUUCAGUCGAGUAACAGCACUGUACGAUCGAUUGCUGUGUACACCUACGCUUGGUUACAUCUCUCAUUUCGACGCAUUUCAAGAAUUUGUAUCUUCAAAUUUGCCAAACCGUAUUUUAAGCGUUGACGACUUUCUCGCGUUACGCGCCGAGGUGAAGGCACUCUUGAAAUCUGACGACAAUAGCACUACCUCUGCAACAGACGAUGCACCGCCUGGAGAAGAACCACCACCACAUGAACUUCCACCUACCGACGAGGAAACUCGCGCCAUUAGAGAAAAAAUUAUCAGUAGCAGACGUAAAAUGCACAAAGCAAAUAUUAUUGCAGUUGCCGCGAGAUGGUCCUUCGAGGAGGGAAUUAAAAGGCCUUAUUUCCACGUGAAACCUUUGGAACGAUGUCAGUUGAAAAACUGGAAAGAAUAUCUGGAUUUUGAAAUCGAGCAAAAAGAUCAGAACCGGAUAAUUAUUUUAUUCGAAAGGUGUUUGAUAGCCUGUGCUCUGUACGAUGAGUUUUGGAUGCUAUUCGUUCGUUAUUUGGAAUCCUUGAAGGGUGACAACGUAGAGAAGAUAAGAGACGUGUAUUCUAGAGCGUGUAUGGUGCAUCAUCCAAAGAAACCAAAUUUGCAUCUACAAUGGGCGACGUUUGAGGAGGGCCAGGGGAAUUUCGAGAAAGCUGCGAGCAUAUUGGAGAAUAUCGAUAAUGUAUUACCAAAUAUGUUACAAGUGGCGUAUCGAAGAAUAAAUUUGGAACGGAGGAGGGGAGAUUUGGACAAAGCCUGUAUAUUGUAUGAAAAUUACAUUAGCAAUAGUAAAAACAGAACAAUCGCAAAUAACAUCGCAGUGAAGUACGCACGGUUUUUGUGUAAAGUGAAAAACGAUGUAGAUAAAGCGAUUAAAGUAUUACUAAAAGCCACAGAGAAGGACAAAGAUAAUCCAAGACUUUAUUUACAAUUGAUCGAUUUGGGAAUGCAAAGAACUCCUGUUGACACUCAAGAAAUUGUAGGGUAUAUGGAUAUGUUCAUAGAACGCGAACACGCCGAUCUUGAACAGCGAGUACUUUUUGCACAGCGUAAAGUAGAAUUCCUUGAAGAUUUUAGCCCGGACAUUCGACAGGUGUUGAAAGCCCACGAACAAUUUCAGAAAUGCAUUAAACAGGCGAAAGAACGAAAGAAGACGAAAAGCGACGACACUAAAGCAGAUACUUCUCCACCAAAGAAAGUGAAAACUGGUGACCAAUCGAGCAUACCACCACCACCUUCCGUCAGUUCACAGUCAUCUUAUCAAUACAGUAGCGGCCCAAGCGGACCUUACCAAUCGCAGCAGCAAUUUCAAAGCAGUCAGUACGGUGGACAGGGUGGAUAUCAACAGGGCUAUCAACAGUAUCCACCUCCGUCAGACCCUAAUUACGCCAAUUAUAAUUGGCAGUACGGGCAAGGCGGACCUCAGGCGUACGGACCUUACAAUCAGUGGGGAUCUUAUAAUUAUUAUUAGUGGAUUAUCUAAUGUUUUAUCCGUACCAGCUUUCAUUACGUUACCGUGUCUACUGUACAUUUUAUCAUCCUUACUCUUCUUUUGUCCGAAAGGCGAUCGACGAGAAAGGGAAACGAAAUUCUUUAAAGUUCCAAUGACACAUCAGUGACCUGACACGAAUCCUAUUGCUACACGUCGUACCGAAAGUCUCCUUUCGGUACAUUCAAUCGAUUCUUUGCAUGAACUUGUCGUAAUGUAUUUCUAAGUAAUGUAGCAGUAUAGGAACAUUAAUAAAUUUACGACUGUUGGAUAAAUAUUUUAUUAC